Talaromyces rugulosus is the source of this 438-nucleotide messenger RNA. RefSeq lists its product as uncharacterized. Gene Ontology annotation, cellular component: intracellular membrane-bounded organelle; AP-2 adaptor complex. Bases 1 to 438 code for a protein of 145 amino acids. Gene Ontology annotation, molecular function: clathrin-cargo adaptor activity. Gene Ontology annotation, biological process: protein transport; clathrin-dependent endocytosis. The record is from RefSeq and is a predicted model, not a curated record. NCBI's taxonomy places the organism in Eukaryota, Fungi, Ascomycota, Eurotiomycetes, Eurotiales, Trichocomaceae. The transcript has 5 exons.
AUGGUCCUCUCAUUUAUUCUCAUACAAAAUCGCCAGGGUAAAACACGCCUGGCCAAGUGGUAUUCGCCGUAUAGCGACGAUGAAAAAGUGAAAUUAAAGGGCGAGGUCCACCGCCUCGUCGCCCCCCGGGAUCAGAAGUAUCAAUCCAAUUUCGUCGAGUUCAAGCGUAGCACCAAGAUUGUGUACCGUCGAUAUGCCGGUCUCUUUUUCUGCGUUUGUGUGGAUGCGAACGAUAGCGAGCUAGCGUAUCUGGAGGCGAUCCAUUUCUUUGUCGAAGUACUCGACCAGUUCUUUGGAAAUGUUUGUGAGUUGGACCUGGUGUUCAACUUCUACAAGGUUUAUGCGAUUCUCGACGAAGUCUUCCUAGCCGGCGAAAUCGAAGAAACGAGUAAACAGGUCGUUCUCACGAGACUUGAACAUCUCGAUAAACUAGAGUAA